Periophthalmus magnuspinnatus is the source of this 5064-nucleotide messenger RNA. RefSeq names its product scavenger receptor class B, member 2a (gene scarb2a). The transcript has 13 exons. Gene Ontology annotation, biological process: receptor-mediated endocytosis; protein targeting to lysosome. Gene Ontology annotation, cellular component: lysosome; membrane; cytoplasm. NCBI's taxonomy places the organism in Eukaryota, Metazoa, Chordata, Actinopteri, Gobiiformes, Gobiidae. The record is from RefSeq and is a predicted model, not a curated record. Bases 597 to 2189 code for a protein of 530 amino acids. Gene Ontology annotation, molecular function: scavenger receptor activity.
ACAGGUCCAUGUGGAGCUGCACGAGGCGUUAAUUCAUUUAAUCCCCGUCUGUUUAGCUGCUGUUUUUUGGCCUAACCGCGCUAUUGUAGCUUUUAAAACUUGUAUCAGGACAUUUUACACACGCGCACACACACACUCAUGUUAAAGUAUUCAAGCAAAUCAUCUAAGCAAAUAAUUGUCAAGUUGAGACUGUCCUCUUUUCUAUUCGGCCACAGCCCCGCGUCCAGACGCCCAGAGCGCAGCGUGAUGAAGAGGAAGGGGAGGAGAUGAGGAGGAGGAGGAGGGAUACUCAUUGGACCAACAGCUUUAAACUGCUGCCGCUUCGUUCCAUCGGCUCCUCUCGGCAGCACAUCAGCACCACAGUUUAGGUGCCAGCUUUAGGGUUAGUCUUUCAUUUUUCUAAGUGCCAACAUUUGUAACACUCAGUCCAGCCUCGCCCAGAGGAACCCGGCGGACUCGGUACAGUAGAAGUUGAACCACAGCUGCUCGAGAGGACGGACCCACGCCUUAUCGUCCUUCUGUCUCUACCACAGAGACUUAUCUGCGACUUCAGUGAAGUUUUGCCCAGUCCAGAGGACAGCACAACCUCAUCCAUCAUGACCCGGAGAUCCUGUGCCAUUUACGCCACCGGCAUCGUGUGCGCACACCUCCUCAUCGUGGGGAUCGCCCUGGUCGUGGGUCAAGUCUUCCAAACGAUGAUUCACAACCGCUUAAAAAAGGAAAUAACUUUGACAGAGAAGAGCCAAGUAUUUGAGUCUUGGAAGAACCCCCCUCCUCCUGUUUACAUGGAAUAUUACUUUUUCAACGUGACCAACCCAGAGGUGUUUUUAGCAGGUGGCAAAGCAUCAGUCAAACAAAUAGGACCAUAUACUUACAGGGAAUACAGGCCGAGAGAAAAUGUAACUUUCUUGGAGAAUGGUACCAAGGUUUACGCUCUCAACCCCAAAUCCUUUGUUUUUGUGCCUGAGAAGUCUGCUGGUGACCCCACUGUGGAUGUUUUGAGGACAGUCAACAUCCCAUUCGUGGUUGUAAUGGACCAGCUGAACUCCUACUCCUUUUUCCUCCGAACACUGGUGUCUAUGUACAUGAACAGUCUGGGUGUGGAAUUGUUCAUGACGCGCACUGUGCAUGAGGUUCUGUGGGGGUUUAAGGACCCUAUCCUCACUAAAGUUCACUCCAUGAAGCCUGACGUGGAUGAGUAUUUUGGCCUAAUGUGGAAGAAAAAUGGUACCCACGAGGGAGAGUUUGUGUUCCAUACUGGUGAAGAAAACUACCUGGAUUACGGCAAGAUCGACACUUGGGAUGGUCUGAGGGAGAUGUCAUGGUGGUCCUCGAACCAGAGUAACAUGAUCAAUGGUACAGAUGGUGCAGUGUUCCACCCUCUGAUAAACAGAAACGAGCUGCUCUACAUCUUUGCUGCUGAUCUGUGCAGGUCUAUUCAUUUAGCCUAUGUGAAGGACGUGGAGGUGAAAGGCAUCCAGGCGUACCGCUUUGCCCCCCCAAGUGACGUUCUCAUGAGCCCCAAAGACAAUCCAACUAAUGAGGGCUUCUGUGUGCCAGCUGGAGACUGUCUCGGCACCGGAGUGCUUAAAGUCAGCGUUUGUCGACAAGGCGCUCCUAUUGUGGUGUCAUUUCCUCACUUUUAUCAAGCCGAUCCUGCCUAUAUCAAUGCUGUUGAAGGACUCAAUCCAAACAAGGAAGAACAUGAGACUUACCUCGACUUGCAGCCUACAACUGGUGUCCCAAUUCGUGCCUGUAAGAGAGCCCAACUCAAUAUCAUCUUGAAGCGUGUCCCAGGAUUCCCCAAAACCAAACAUCUCAACAUGACCAUAUUCCCUAUCAUGUUUGUCAAUGAGACGGCCACUAUCGACGAUGACUCAGCCAACCAGAUGAGAACACUGCUCCUUAUAGUAACGCUAGUCUCGAACUUCCCCUUGCUUAUUGUGGGAAUGGGCAUCAUACUGCUGCUCGUCCUGGUUGUCUUGUUCUGUCGAAACCGCCAAAAGAAGAACGACGUAAAACGUAUUGAUUUUACUGAAGCUUUUCAUUCUUUUACUACGGCGAAAGAUGAUACUGCUUACACUCAGGUCAGCGACAAACCUGAGGAGCAGUCGACGACGCCAGCCGCGCAGCCCGCCAGGAACGGCUCCUACAUCGCCAUGUCCCCCGUGGAGGCCCAGAAGUGCUGAUGGAGGACCUGCCUCUAGAGCUCAGGAAGAGGGCUGAGGAGCAGUGCAGGGGGCCAAACCACUGUGGGGAUGCACUCAGUGGGAUCAAUCUUAGUUUUGUUCUGGGAGGGGGAGGCCCACAAGCCCAGUUAAUGUUUAUCCAACAAAGACUUUGCUCUCCUCGCUGAGCCCUCUUAUGACUGUCCUCUUCUCUACCUGCUGAGCAUGGCCGCGCUGCCUGCUGCACUGCAACAUAAACUCCUACACCUUUCCUGGUUUCAGUCCUGGUUGGCCUCGACACAAAAGACUCUGAGCUCCACCAGGACCAGCCUUUUCCACUUUCUCUGGGUGAACACAGUAGCAUAGAUGCCUUUGCACUCAGACGCACGGUCUUUAAGCAGAGCAACAGUGGCCCAGAGUUUAGUAUUUGUUUCAUCAACAGUAUUCUGUGUAAGGGAUUCUGUAAAUCAACAUUACAACUCCCCUUUAAAGAAGACACUUUCUGGCCUGAUAUUAAGGGGAUACAAUGGUUUUGUUUAGAAACCUGAAAUACCAUAUCCUUUUUAUAAGAAAAUUUCAAAGUGGACUGAGCCAAACUCUUAAGAUUUUUGCCUUUUGUGCUAAAAUGAAUUUGUGCACACCCUCACUGCACUUGAGAUUUCUGAUCAUUUCAUGAAAAGGGUGUGCACCUUCAGUAUCCUGUUUGUUAUGGACAGCAGUUUAUAUUUCCUGGAUGCAGGCACACUUUAGAGUUCACGCCUGGAAACUUGUGAUUUAUACCUUAUGCUUUUUUCAGCAGCGCCUUUUACCAAAACACUAAAUAUUGGGGAUUAGAUUAGCAUAAUUUCUAGUCUAAAUUCAAUUGGUCUAAGUUAGUUGAUUUGAUGACACAAAGCUACAUCCACAUGACUAACAAGGGAGACUUGAACCAACUUUCUGCCUUAUAAUGGUUUGAUGUGCUGUCAGAAUAAGCUGGAAAUAACUUGGUAUUGUACAUACUGAGUGUAAAGGGUAAUUAUUGAGAUACCUCUGACCUAAUCCAGCAAGCAGUCUUGCUAGAUGUGCUAAGACACUAAUUCUACCACAGUGUCCUCCACUCCUGCACGUCUAGUCUGUUAUUCAAAAGCACAAUUUGGAUUGCUAAACCCAGUCCUCGUUUAAGGCGACCAGGUUUUGGUCCUUCCUGUGAAUUUCAAAGAUGCUGUCGUGAGCCGAAACUCCUUUUUUUGGCCGUGUUCAGCCAUUCCCACCGCAUUCCCAGCUGUCGUUUGCUUUGCAGUGGACCGAUGGAGGUCCAGGCAAAGGCAGUGCGCAGCACUUGAAACACUGUCUGUCUUAUGUGUUAUAUGUUUUCAUCAGAUCCACCUGUCCCUUGUGUAACUCACUACUGUGAGAGGUGAAGUAAGGCCAUACCUCUGUGCACUUUGCCUGGGAAUUGUGCCCUUUUGUUUUCAUUGUAUUUCUGUUUUGUUCCAUGUCCAUUUCAAUGCAGGUGGUCCAUUUUUGUUGAAUACAUUUCAUUUUUAUGUCCAGUUAGUAUUGAAAAUGAAUAAGUGGUGUUUAAAGCAAAGGAUAUUACUGCUUUACUGUUACUUUUGAUCACACGUAGUGUUAUUUUCUAUCCUUAUGUGUUGUUGCUGCUACAUUUGCCUCUGGUGGACCUUUUUUGCAAACUGGUUAUCAUGAAUGGCUUCUUCUUUACAGUUUUGGGGUUGGACCAAAAAGUUUUUUGUAGAACUCUGUUCUACUGACCACUUGAGUACAUGACAAAAAGCCUGCAGCUUUCUGCCAUUUACUGUUACAGCCACUACUAGAGAUGCCAUAACAUACAACGUUUUACCCAGAUUCUUUAAUUCAUUAUUCAUUAUACAACUGGAAGAUUUUGCUUUCUGUAGAAAUUUUAAAUAGGACUAGUCACUUGUACAUCUUGGAUUAGGAGCAAGGAUUUUUAUUUAGCAGUAAUGUGGUGAGAGUCGUUUAUUUGGUUAAAUUGAUAUUAUAAUUCCAUCGUUCACGUUGACCUGUGACUUAAACCUUUAUACCUUAAGCCUGUACGGUUACACCCACCUGAAUCAUGUCUUAUCUCAUCCUCACCAUUGAGUCCAGGGGCUAAAACUCUGAAUUUUCCCUGGUUUGACCAAAGAAACCUUUCAUAGAUUUCCCAUGUACCAUGUUUACGCUCCGGCAUAAAUGCAGUGCCACAAUCCACCACAUAAACCUUUCACUGUCCGUGCCACCGUGAAGUGAGUGAAGCUUUUGCAGUUCAUUUAAGCGUUUGCCAUUUACAUCGAGGUAAAUAUGUUCAAAACAAGAAAUAGUGCUAUUAUAUCAGCACUAGAUCUCUCAGUAUUAUGAACAACAAAGCAAUAUGUAUGGGGCCACUUUUUCCUUUGAACAUUUCCUUUUGUGUGGUUUAGUAUUUUUGCCAUACUCUGGUAUAAAGCACAUUUUGGUUUUUCAUUUCAAUGUCUGAUAUCGGUCUGGUGUCGCACUGGAAACAGUUGUGUAGAUGUGUGUUUGAUGAGUUGGCCGUGUAUUUUGAAAAAUGUUUUGUCUGUGAAGCCCAAUGCACCGUUUGUGUAGAACUGGACUUUGAGGAGGCUGAGUAUCUUGAUAAAGCGAAAGUAUAGACACUGUAAACAAAUUGAGAUGAAUGACGCCCUCCUUUAGGGAUGAGCAGCAGUGCCAUAUCUUCUGUUGAGUCCUUUUGAUCGCUGAGGACCACACCUAACACGUUUCCUCUUAACAUACUGUACUAAUUUGUUUUGCUGCUGAAAAUGACAAUCCUCUUGUCAUGUUAGGUGCAAAAUGAUCUUGAAGUAAUAUUCAUUUUUAGUUUUGAUAAUUUACACUGCACAGAUGUUUCUACAGUGCUUUUGUAAACAUUUCUAGUGUA